AUGCAAUAGGUAGAAAGAUCAUGGGAUAUGCUUAAACCUUCUGCUAGAGCAUAAGUAUCAUUGAAUCCAAUAAGGAAUUGGGUUGAACAAGUGGUACCUCAAGUGGAAAAGGAAGGAAAAAAGGAAGGCAGACCAGAAAAAAAGAUUGUUUUCCUUCUAGGCGAUCCAACAGCUUACCCUAAAUUCUAAACUCCAAAUGAAUAUAAGGAGAUAGUAGCCAAUUCUGUUGGAAAAAUAGAUGGUUAUACAGAUUUCUUUGGUGACUUCAAUGUGAGAACUCAAUUGGCAGAAGUGCUAUCAUCUCAUCAUAGAAAACUGGAGGCAGAUGACAUCAUUCUAGCUAGUGGGGGCAGUGGAGCUCUCUUUUACGCCACUUUGGCUUUGGCUAAUCCUGGAGACAAGAUAUUAAUGCCCAGACCAACAUUUCCAUUGGUAAAGGCCUUUGCUGAUUUCUAUGGCAUUUAAGUUGUGUUUUAUGAUUUAAACCCAGGAACUUGGUAAGUCAAUAUCAUAGAAUUGGAAUACAUCUACGAGUAGAACCCAGAUAUCAAAUUUAUAUUAGUGAAUUCUCCAAGCAAUCCUAUGGGAAGUGAAUUAAGUCCAAUAGCUUUGACUGAAAUUGUUAACUUUUGUGAAAGACACAAUAAUCUUCCAAUAGUGAGUGAUGAAAUCUAUGAGAACAUGAUUUUUGAGAAGAGAGAGUUUAAAUUUAUUUCUGAUUAUACGAAAACAGUGCCUGUGUUGAGAUGUUCUGGUCUGACUAAAAAAUGUCUCGUCCCCGGAUGGAGAUUGGGCUGGUUGGCCCUAUAUGGGGAGGGAGACGCCUUCAAAUAGGUUAAAUAGGCCUUGAGAAACAUUACCAACAUUUUAUUGAUGCCCAAUACUAUAUGUUAGGUAGCACUUUGUGAGGUCUAUAAAAAGAGUUUAGAUAUUAUCCCUGAAAAAAUGGAGGAACUUCAUGCCAGAUACAAGGCAUUGCAUCAUGGACUCCAUGAUGCUUAUGGAAUUAGUGUUGGAGAAACCAAGGGGGCUAUGUAUGCAACUUUGAUUAUCAAUACAGAAGAAUUUUCAGAAAUUAAUUCUUCCAUUGAUUUCGCCAAGAAACUUCAAUAGGAGCAGAAUGUCCUUGUUUUUCCUGGCGAGUUGUUCUAUGGUGAAAAGUUUGUUAGAUUGGUCAUUUGCUGUGACUUAGAAAUUAUAGAGGAAGCUUGUUAAAGAAUUAAGUAGUUCUGUUUAGAUCAUAAGAAAUAAAUAUCUGCACUAUAAUCUCAAAUCAGUUAUUUCCCACUCAUUAAUAUAAUAAUCUUGUUUUAAUAAACAGACAAACACUAUAUGGAUUUCAAGGUCUUCAAAAACAACAGGAGCAAAAGAUAUGAUAAAACAACGAGUGAGGAAAGAGCCAUGAUAAUUUAAAUGAAAGAAAAUGGAGCAACAUGCAAAGAAAUCAGUGACUCCUUAAAAAAAAAUAUUAAAACUAUCUAGUCAAUUAAAUCAAUUGAAAAAAGAUCUGAGUACGGAUAAUUGAAAAAAGCCUUAAUUGAGUUUGGUUAUGAUUGGGUGAUUCAAAAUAAACAUUUUAAUAUAGAAAAUACUAGAAAACUAGCAAAAAAUUUAAAUAGACUAAUCAAAGAAUAGAUGACCUCAAAUACUUCGAAAUUUUAACAAUUAAUACCAGUACACAAGAAAUUAUCAAGUAAAAGAAGAAUAAUUCAGCAAAUCGUGGAUUCUAUUAUUUAAAGAGUACUCACCUCCAAAAAUCUAUAAGAAACUCUAGAGACAACUAAUUAAGAGAAAAUUAUAACCAAGUAAGAAGAGCCUGAGGAUUAAAAUAAUGGGUUUUUAGAUUUUGGUUAACUUACGGUUUUGCAAAUGUUUUAUGCAUAUACCUAAUUUAUAUAAUAAAGUAUACAAUAGAAUGAUCUCAAAAAUUGA
Messenger RNA from Paramecium tetraurelia, 1932 nucleotides. RefSeq lists its product as uncharacterized. The record is from RefSeq and is a predicted model, not a curated record. Gene Ontology annotation, biological process: amino acid metabolic process; biosynthetic process. Gene Ontology annotation, molecular function: pyridoxal phosphate binding; transaminase activity. The transcript has 4 exons. NCBI's taxonomy places the organism in Eukaryota, Ciliophora, Oligohymenophorea, Peniculida, Parameciidae.